Molecule: messenger RNA, 934 nt
Organism: Sitodiplosis mosellana (orange wheat blossom midge)
Lineage: Eukaryota; Metazoa; Arthropoda; Insecta; Diptera; Cecidomyiidae
Product: fatty acid-binding protein, muscle-like
Exons: 3
Coding region: 112-564 (150 amino acids)
Biological process (GO): fatty acid transport
Cellular component (GO): nucleus; cytosol
Molecular function (GO): fatty acid binding
Source: RefSeq, a predicted model, not a curated record
UCUCACUGCUAUUUGAAAUUCGUUUCGUUCCAUGGGAGUUCAUUGGUUCAUUGUCAAUUCUUUAAUAAGGAAAUCAGUCGUUGUUCAAUUAUUCAACCGAAAGCAUCAAAAAUGAAGUUCAUCAUCGCUCUCGUCGUAGCUCUUGCAGCAGUCGCUUCUGCCAAGGAAAUUUGGGAAGGAAAAGUAUACAAAAACUAUGAAUCGGAAAAUUUCGAUGAAUACAUGAAGGAACUUGGUGUUGGAUUUUUUACGCGCAAGAUCGGUAACGCCGUUUCACCGACCGUUGAAUUGAAAAAACUCGACAAUGGCAAAUACCAGCUGCUCACCAAAUCGACAUUCAAGGAUUCAACGAUCGAAUUCGAAUUGGGCAAGGAAUUCGAUGAGAAAACCUUGGACGAUCGUAAUGUGAAGAGUGUUAUUACAAUGGAAGGCAACAAAUUGAUCCAGAGACAAGGCGGUGAUCCACCAUCCACUCUAAUUCGUGAAUUUGGCGACAAAGAAAUGAUCGCAACCAUGACAGUUAACAAUGUUGUUUGUACCCGUAAAUAUCGCGUCGAAGAAUAGAUUCGAUUAAAUUCGUCUACGAAAAAAAAAGAAUUGUUCCAGUACAAAUACCUACACACAGACAUAAUAUCGAAAAAAAUAUACCGAACACACAUCAACGUUAAAACACAUACAUUAUCAUGAAGUCGUUUUCAUAUAUCCAAGUGAUCCGUGUCUGGACUUAGUUUAAAAAAACAACUUUGAUAACAACAACACAUUUGAGGAAAUAGUUUUGAGAAUUUUACGGAAAAUAGUUCGUUUUAGUCGUUUUUGUAACGUUUUUUUUUUUGUUGAGAUUUCAAAAUAAAGUAAAUAAAAAUAGAUGCAAUGUACAAUGGAAAUGAAAGACGAAAGAGAAAAUAAAGCGUAUAGAAUAACAUGAGCACAAAAA